AUGUCCGUCGUCAGCACUGAUGGCAAGAAGCUCGAGAAGAAGCCCGUCAAGUUCAGCAACUUGCUGCUGGGCGCCGGUCUCAACAUGUUCGAGGUGACGACCCUCGGCCAGCCUCUCGAGGUGAUGAAGACCACCAUGGCAGCCAACCGAAAGGACGGCAUGGCAGGCGCUGUCGCCAGGAUCUGGAGUCGUGGUGGCCUCUUCGGCUUCUACCAGGGUCUCAUUCCAUGGGCCUGGAUUGAAGCUUCCUCCAAGGGCGCUGUCCUCCUCUUCGUCGCUUCCGAGGGUGAAUACUACGCCAAGAGCUUCGGCGCGAACAACUUCGUGGCUGGUAUCAGCGGUGGUAUGCUGGGCGGUCUCGCGCAGGCAUACGCGACCAUGGGUUUCUGCACGUGCAUGAAGACUGUCGAGAUGACCAAACACAAGGCUGUGGCAGGAGGUGCGAAACCACCGGGCACGAUGGAGACCUUCAUGGGCAUCUACCGUGCGGAGGGUAUCAAGGGUAUCAACAAGGGUGUGAACGCGGUCGCCGUGCGACAAGUCACCAACUGGGGUUCACGAUUCGGUCUCAGCAGAGUUGCUGAGAACGGUAUUCGCAGCUUCACCGGCAAGACCGACACCUCGCAGAAGCUUUCUGCUCCCGAGCGAAUCUUGGCUUCUGCUCUUGGUGGUGGUCUCAGCGCGUGGAAUCAGCCUAUCGAAGUCGUUCGUGUCGAGAUGCAAUCGAAGACCGAGGACCCGAACCGUCCAAAGAAGAUGACUGUCGGAAACACUUUCUCCUACAUCUACAAGCAGAACGGCCUCAAAGGUCUGUACCGUGGUGUUGCGCCACGUAUUGGUCUCGGUGUCUGGCAGACGGUCUGCAUGGUGGCCCUUGGUGACAUUGCCAAGGAGAUGGUCGAGAAGGCCACAGGCGAGGCUGUCACUGCGAAGCAUUAA
This is a messenger RNA of Fulvia fulva, 939 nucleotides long. RefSeq names its product Citrate/oxoglutarate carrier protein. Bases 1 to 939 code for a protein of 312 amino acids. Gene Ontology annotation, cellular component: mitochondrion. The transcript has 3 exons. The record is from RefSeq and is a predicted model, not a curated record. Lineage: Eukaryota; Fungi; Ascomycota; Dothideomycetes; Mycosphaerellales; Mycosphaerellaceae. Gene Ontology annotation, molecular function: tricarboxylate secondary active transmembrane transporter activity. Gene Ontology annotation, biological process: mitochondrial citrate transmembrane transport; alpha-ketoglutarate transport.